AUGUUUUUUUAUUUUCGUUGUAGACUUGACAAAUAUAAAUAAGAACACAACAUGUUUUGUUCUUGUUUAUUUAUUAAGUCAAGCUGACAACAUCUUUGCUUUUGUAAUAUAUUUAUUAGUCAAAACAAGCUGAAUUUCGUACUAUUCACAAAUCUUCUGCAUUCCUUGACAUCCAAUGUAGACGUUUCACCAAUUAUCCUGUUGGCUUCUUCAGAGGUUAACAAACUGCUCAUAUAUUGUUAUAUUGUUUGAGGGUUCGGAGUUAAAAGAAGGGGUGUGGUGGGGUAUGAACAUGAUCUUGGAUGACUGAUUCCCAUAUUGACUGAGUCGCGGUUAAGAUUGUUUGGUUGCUUAUAGAUUUCUAUAGAUUCUCGGAUCUUUCUUUGGUUGAGGAAUUGAUUGCAUACAACAAUUUUAUUUUUAUCAAAUAAAAUUUAAUGUCCGGUUUCGUGACUGUGAUCGGCGACUGUUGAUGAGUUUAUUUGUCGUAGUCUUAAGGCUCUUUCAUGUUCUUUGAGCAUAGUUGAUAUUUUUCAUCCUGAAUUUUGUCUCUGACGAAUCGAAGAUGUUGAGAGAUUUUUUGACGUUAUAUUUCUUAAUAACUUUUUAUAUGUUGUCAGUGAGUUUUCAAUGUAAGGUAGGACACUAGUAGCAAGUGUGGGGUUGCUUUCGGACUCAUUGUAUUUGGAAGGUUGUGGUGAAGUGAGUGUGAGUGUGAGUGGUGAGCCGGAGGGUAAUGUGACAAUGCAUUAAGGUAUCAGGCUGUAGGCGUAGGUUUUCUGUAAACAGAAUGAUUCAAUAUUAGGUCUGAUUUUAGGUCAUUAGUUUCUAAUUCAAUGGUAAAACGUAUGUUAAAUGGUCAAGGAAAUUUCGGAGGUUUUCUAGACCAUACAGCCAAAUAAAAGUAUCUACCAACGAAAAAUCCAAGAAUCUGUAGAAAUCUAUAAGCAACCAAUCUCAACCGGGACUCAGGUCCUUUCACCAAUGUGCAUGCCCCCUCAAACAAUAUAUAAGUUAUUCGAGUAGAAUGCGACACAGUUUCAUUUAAGCUGUAAAGAAGCCAACAGGAUGAUUGGCGAAACGUCAGCAAGUUCGACUCAGUAAAAACCGACGCAGGAGGAAUCCAGAUGAUGUAAAUAUACUACAGUAGCCUGUGCAAGUUUUUUUGAAAAAUGAAACUGACUAUUUUAAUUUAAAUACUUUUACAACCAUCAGGUUCUUAUAAACUAACCUCCCUGCAAAUUCUGCAUCCUACCAUAAAUAUACAUACAUACUGUGGCGUAUUUGAGAAAAUGAAUGAAAAUUUUGUAAAUUUUGGACGCCCUGUAAGCGAUAAAGAGUAUCAAUUUCUCAGAAACCCAAAAAUGAAAUAAUAUACCGGGCGUUCCAGUUUGACAUGGAGCGACUUAUGUAAUUUCACGGUUUCGUUUGAUGAACGCGAACAAUUUUAGUUGUUUCAAAAACGUAUAUUUUAAUUUAAUUAUAUGAAUUGAUUUUUAGGAACCAAUGCAAGAAUUUCUUAGCAUAUAUUUGUUAAUGCUUAGUUUGACUACAGCAUAAAUUUCUCCUGUCUCGUACUAUUCUAGGCGUAUCUUUUUUACCCGCAAGUUUCCCCUGUGGGCGGGUUAUAUUUUUCUUUUUCGGCAUACAGCGUGAUUUACAAACGAAGACGAAACAUUAUUCGAGAAGUAAAUGAAACCUUUAGAAAAUAUUAGAUCUUUUCUAUAAAGUUUUUAUCUAGGACGUUUAAAUUUGUUAAAAAAUUUGUUCAACGGAAAAACCAAUUUUCACUUCCUCUACAUAUUUUAAAACCGAGUGAGAGAACUUGGCACAUUGAUUUACACAAACUGCCAUUUUGCCACAAUUUCGAUAUUCCAGUGGCGGAGACACAGGGUAAGUAUUAGUGAGUAGGUAUUAAUUUUAUAAAUAAAAUAGUAGGGCCACUGGUUUGUUGUAACAGUCACAAAAUUUUUGGAUUCUAAAUUCAAUUCUCUAUAAAUUCUUUCUUAAAAAAUAUGUCUUUCAGAUAAGCUUGUUUUUAGUAUAAUUUAAAAAACGAUAUAAAAUCACAAUUAGAUUUGAAAUUUUAUAGAAGGCAUGCAAUUGGAAUUUUGAUAUUCUAUCAAUAAUGGAACUAUUUUUCUAAUUUGUUUUACUAGAAAAUCAAAUAAAAAAUUUAAUGCCUUUUUAAGAUGCAUGCAGAAGUAGUAAUUUACAAAAAAAUUAAAGAUGAAUCCAAAAGUUUCAAUUAUUUAGGAACUAUUUUAUUAUUAUUAAAAAUAAUGUAAAUAAAUUAAGUCCAGAUCUUGACGUUUAACACACUGUAUCAUUUUAACGAAGUAUCAUAAAUAAAAUAAGAGCUCACUCGAACGCAAUAAGUUAACAUAUAAUUUUUAAAUGAUUAAUAAAUGCGAAUAUUACUGAAAAAUAGAUUUGUGUAGGGAAACUAUAAUAUCAUUGUUAUAUGAACAUCUUUCCUUUUUUAUAUUAAUUUCUGUAUUGCACGCUUUUAUGAAAUAGAUCUACAAAAACAUUUUUUCAAAACAGUGAUAAAUAAGACAGAUAUAGUACUUUGUCGUACUAGUGCUCCUCUCUGUAUGUAUAAGUCAUAUUUGGUAUUAAUAUUUUAGAAAUUAUCCUUUGAUUUUGAAAAUCUGUAACUAAAAGCAUUUGUAUUAUUGUAUUAUUAAUUUUUUGCUCAGAAUACAAAAUCAGAAUAAUCUACAGGGUGUUCUAUUCAAAAUGUUACGUAUGUGCUGUAUACGAUGGAUUUUUGGAACUAAAAGCGUAACUUGUAAUAAGCACAUCAAAAAUAAUAAAAAAUAAAAAUAAAUUUUUAAAAUUUGUUCUUAAAGAAAUUCCUUAACAAGCUGUAAGUAGUUUUGCAAGUAUUGCCUGAUCUUAUCUGAUCAUUACAUUAAUUUCAGAAAAUGAGAUUUGUUUGACAGGAAAUGUUAUGAUUUUUAUCAAACAGAUAAUACUUUGAAGUACCCAAAUAUCUAGAACAAAUGGAAUAUCUGUACUUAUAUAGUGAAACAGGUCCACUUAAGCACUCUAGACUAUUUUUCUUACCGUAGGUAAAUUAUAAGGAAGGAGAAAUUUCGGCAAAAUGAAAACUAUAACGAUUUUGGUUGUAAUAGCCAGUUACAUUUCAGCUGGUCCUACGAACCCCUCAGGACGUAUUUCAUAUGGUGAAGUCGCUGAACGCGGUCAAUUUCCCUAUCAGGUAUCAGUUCAACUCUCUCUAGGAUUUACAUUCUAUCCUUCUUGUGGAGGAAGUAUUUUGUCACCUGAAUAUAUUUUAACUGCCGCCCAUUGUUUUCCAAUUCCCGGUGCAGCAAGUUAUCAAGUGCUUGCAGGGAUAACUAAUGUGUACGAUGUCAACGUAGGAGAACAGAGGCGAAACGUUUUGAAUUACGUCAUACACGAACUUUAUCAAAGUGGAUUUGUCCUAGCUUCUCCUCAUGACAUUGCCGUGGUGCAAUUAACAGAUCCCCUUAUCUAUACCGACACCAUCAAACCCAUUGCUCUUCCUCCUGUAAAUGCAGAAUUCACAGGAAUUGCUACCCUUUCAGGUUGGGGUGAGACUGAGACAGGUAGAGAAUCAAGUAUUUUGUUAUAUGCAGAAAUACCACUUAUCGAUGUGACUGAAUGCAAUAAUGCUCUGGUAAAACUUAUGGAUCCUAGAGCGAAUAACCCGUUUGAUUCGCAGACCAACAUUUGCACCUUUUCGACAACAUAUCAAUCAUCAUGUACUGGGGAUUCUGGUGGACCGUUAGCCUUAAAUGGAACCCUCAUCGGUAUCGUCUCUUGGGGCAUGGGGAACUGCGGGGACAAGAUCUACUCGCCGUCUGUUUACGUUAAAGUAUCAAAAUAUAUAGAUUGGAUACAACAGCAUUCUGACUUGUGAUUCUAAAAACAAUGGAUAAGCUGAAUAUUUUAAAAAGAGAAUUUUAUUCUUUCCUUCCGCAAUAUGAUACAAAAGUGAGGGAAUGCAGCUGUCUUACAAAUGUUUUCUUAAAAAAAACUGCUAGUAGUAAUUAUUCCAUCAACAAUUGCAUUGCAUCGUAAAACACCUCGUUUUUUCUUUAUUAUUAAAGUAGAUUAUACAAAUCCAAAAGAAACAUAUUUUUUAGAAGUAUUGCUCACUGUUAAAACAUAAAUUUAUAGUGGACGUUCUGAACUCGUAAAUUUUUAAACAUCAUCUUCGGUGAAAUUUAAAUCGUCUACCAAACGAAACAGCCAGUAGCUGAUAUCACGUGCCUUACUGCACUGCACUAGUAGUGUGCUCGUAUUUGGCAAGCCUUUACAUGACUCAUAAGUUUUAGGUAUGAAGAUUUUUCGGAAAAGAGUUCUCACUUCAGAAGUUGUGCUUCAUAAAGCACGACCCACUAAUAGAAAUAUGUUGCCAUAUACAGGUCGUUAUUGAAAUAACCUUAUAUAAUUAUUUUUUUGUAACCUUAUUCAGUCCAUCAGGACUAUGAUAGCGCUAUUGGACAUCUCAUUAUCAAACAACCGAUAUACCUACCGUAGCAACCACUUAAUGCAUUUUUUUAUGGUUAUGACCGUCUUGCGUACAAAUUACCAUACAGAUUUCAGUUAAUUAUUAAUAAGCAACAACUUUAAAUGACUGUAAAAGUUGGUUGUACCAAAUCAUUGAUUGUAACUAAAAUUGUGACAACUCAUCUGUGUAAAUACUGCUAUUCUAUAAUAAAUACUGCUUGCGAGGUGCGCAGAAAGAAAGGAAAUGAACGAAAAGAAGGAAAGGAAACUGCGCUACGGACAAAAUUCGUGCUACUAACGUCAAGAAUAAAAAUAAUUUAAUUUUGGUUACGUACGUUGUCAUUUCAAUUAAAAGUGUUUGUCAAUUAGCCAGAGUUUACUGCCUAUACCUAUUUCGAACGAGAUUUAUGUGCAAUAAAUGAAUGA
Molecule: messenger RNA, 4929 nt
Organism: Cylas formicarius (sweet potato weevil)
Lineage: Eukaryota; Metazoa; Arthropoda; Insecta; Coleoptera; Brentidae
Product: trypsin-like
Exons: 4
Coding region: 3110-3910 (266 amino acids)
Biological process (GO): proteolysis
Molecular function (GO): serine-type endopeptidase activity
Source: RefSeq, a predicted model, not a curated record